AUGUCGCUUUCGGUCUGGGACGACGCGUGGAACAGAGCCCAGCCAACGCUGGACAGUAUGCAAUCAACCCUCAUCAGUGAAGAACCUGUUAAACCUCGAAUUAUUCGAGUUGGACAGCUUGAUUCCGAGCUCCUAGACCAGGAGCUUGCCCAGCUGCUUCAGGAACCGGUGUCGAAAGCACUAUCUCUGAUAAAUGUCUCCUUGAAGUCUCGAUUCGAUCCCGAGAUACGACUAUUCAUCCAGUUGGUGCUCUACAAAUUCUCUGUCUGGAACACCGGCGCAAGCUACGGCGCCAAACUCCAAGACCUCCAUUAUGCAGUCCCAAUUUCAAAGGGGAAUGCAGCUACAACGUCCCGCAUACCCCGGAGAACGCUUGCCAUCCAUGCACUCUUGACUCUCCUCGGACCUUACUUUCACACUCGCCUUCGCACGUACGCGCUAUCUCAUGCAUGGCCAGACGCACCGUCGUCAGACAUACGGCGGAAGGCAUGGAAUCUCCUCGAGCUUCUCGAAUCAAUGCACGCGUCCUUGAGCCUUGCCAACUUUACUUUGUUCUUAUGGAAUGGACGAUAUCGGACGUUAGCUGACCGGUUACUUUCAAUGAGACUUGUCCCCUCGAGACACCAGGUCCGGCGAGACGUCAGUUACGAGUUUAUGAAUCGCCAAAUGGUUUGGCACGCGUUUACAGAAUUCCUCCUAUUCUUCCUCCCUUUGAUCGACGCAAGGACUGUGCGGAAGCGGUUUUAUCGACUAGCAGCUUGGUGCUCCCCUUCAGCUGCGCUCUCACUACUCCCAUCUAAGGCUCUCUCUACUCUCGGAAUAUCUCAGUCAAACCUAGCCUCCAAACCACAGAAAAAGGCAAAGUACGCAAAUGCCCCCGAAGACCAGUGCGCAAUAUGCGCAGAGAAUGCAUCAUUCAAUCCCAACCCCUCCGAGCAAGCCAACAUGUUCACAGCUAUGGCCCUGCCGGUCCUCGACACUUCAAGCUCGGAAGAAACCAUUUCCCCAUAUCCCAUCCACAUUCCCUACAUCACAUCGUGCGGCCACGUUUAUUGCUACCACUGCAUAGCAGAACGCAUGAUUCGCUCAGCAGACGAUGGAGACCAGGGCUGGGAAUGUCUGCGGUGCUGCGAAAUCGUGCAGGGUGCGGAUCGAUAUUCCGUCGAGGUACCCGAGAGCGAUUCCGACCUCAAUGUCAGCGGGAGUGAAUACGAGUUUAGUAGUGAUCUGGAUAUGUAUACAGACAUGUCUGGUUCCAUGGGUAGCUUUAGUGAAUCCGCACUGUCCGAAUGA
Molecule: messenger RNA, 1293 nt
Organism: Coprinopsis cinerea okayama7#130
Lineage: Eukaryota; Fungi; Basidiomycota; Agaricomycetes; Agaricales; Psathyrellaceae
Product: peroxisomal biogenesis factor 2
Exons: 5
Coding region: 1-1293 (430 amino acids)
Biological process (GO): protein import into peroxisome matrix
Cellular component (GO): peroxisomal membrane
Molecular function (GO): zinc ion binding
Source: RefSeq, a predicted model, not a curated record